Molecule: messenger RNA, 1894 nt
Organism: Guyanagaster necrorhizus
Lineage: Eukaryota; Fungi; Basidiomycota; Agaricomycetes; Agaricales; Physalacriaceae
Product: FAD dependent oxidoreductase
Exons: 2
Coding region: 302-1543 (413 amino acids)
Biological process (GO): retrograde transport, endosome to Golgi
Cellular component (GO): late endosome; cytoplasm
Source: RefSeq, a predicted model, not a curated record
CCCAAGUUACGUCGAAAAAUAAUGUAUUCUUACUGAUCCCAGAACGGAAAGGCUUCGUCGCGGUCUUUCCCUAUACCUGAAAGCGUCUUUUUCUGAUUGACUAUAACUGGCCGCGUUAUUGCGCCUUGCCUCAGCCCCGUCCCCUUGCCAGACCAUCCUUGGGAGACAAGAAACGAGUGCCCAUCCAGCGGCAUCAAUGGAGCCAAUGAAGAAAUCUGGGUCACGCUGUCACGAAGGUAGUGACUGAUUUCCAGAAAGUACGGACGGCGGACCGCAUCACCGAACUCUACCUUAUUGGACCAUGACCUCCACGGAUACUCCUCCGAGGCGCAGUAUCGUCAUCAUUGGCGCAGGAAUAAUUGGAUGCUCGACGGCCUAUUACCUCUCUCGCCAUCCUUCUUUCUCACCUUCUACUACGGUCCGCGUUAUUGAAGCCUCAAUCAAUGGUCCUGCUCAAGGCGCCUCUGGAAAAGCAGGCGGUUUGGUAGCUCAGUGGGCUUAUCCGAAGGAAUUGGUGGAUGUAUCCUUCGCCGAACACGUCAAGCUCGCGAAGAAGCACAACGGAAAGGAACGAUGGGGCUGGAGAUACGUUGAAACUGGCAGUUGGGAAGGUAGAGCACUUUUGGGCGAGGGGAGCGGAUCCGGUGUGGGCAAAGGCGGGAAAAGGAAAAGCUUGGAAAAGACACUUGGACUGAAUCCCGACAUUUCUGAAUGGGAUCGCAAGUCUAAAGGCCUUCCGGACGAUUUGCUUUGGGUCAGAGAUAGCCUCACCGAUUCGUAUUCACCCAUGGCUGCCACAGGAGAAACGGCCCAGGUACACCCGUAUCAGUUCACGACGAGCAUGUUGGAUCUCGCCAAAGAAAAAGGCGUCGAAUUUGUUUCCGGAAAGGUCACUUCUAUCAAACAACUGGAUGGACAAGUCACUGGAGUGGUUUACACCAAACUGGGAACCCAGGAGCAGGUCGAAAUACAUGCAAGUGAUAUUAUCCUCUGCGCCGGAGCCUGGUCGCCUUCACUUGUCCCUGGACUUCCCAUCACCGGAACACGAGCGCACAGUAUCACAAUUCGGGCCACUCCCGGCACCAUCAUUACGCCAUAUGCCUUGUUCACAGAAAUUACGCUACAACAGGCCGGCAAGAACGUGAAGAGAGUUACCCCGGAGCUCUAUGCUCGACCAGAUAACGAAGUAUACGCCUGUGGUCCGGGUGACGAUUCUGCGCUUCCCGAGACUGUAGACGACGUACAAGUAGACGAGGCUGCAUGUGAAAGCAUUCGCAAGCACGUCAGUUUUAUUUCUAAGGAGCUAAGUGAGGGGACGGUGGACAAGCGACAAGCUUGUUUCCUUCCGAUUGUCAAGUACAACAGCGAUCCCCUCGUUGGGGCCGCAACUAAGAUCGCUAAUGGUCUAUUCAUCGCGGCUGGCCAUACAUGCUGGGGGAUCUGCAAUGCUCCGGGUACUGCUAAAGCUAUCAGUCAGCUCGUUAUGGAUGGCAAGAUCCGAUGCGGAAAUUUGAAGAAACUGGACCCCUCGAGAUUCUCUUAAUCCAGGCCUGUAUUACAUGUAUAUGUACUGUUUGUUAUCGCCUCAAUUUGACUCUCGUACGUUUAAAACACUCGUUCGUUGCACAAUGCGCUCACGCGGGACUUCAUAUCAACUAGAUUAAAGUGCAUUUUUUGUAACAGAUCCGGCGUUCUUCGUCCAAUCUUCAAAUGUAAACGCAUAAAUCCCCCAGAUAAUGUGGGACCGCGAUCAGAAGGUAUGCAGCAUUACAUCUUGGCUUCCCUUUUUCUCAGCGACUUAGCAUACUGACGCAACACACGUCUGAGCAGCUUUCCGCUAGGAUUCUUUGGUAUCUCCGAAAUAAACUCAACUCCGCCCUUGAGGUGCUUGUAG